AUGGCAGACUCCUGGCCAAGUCUAGAGCAGCUAUCUGUUAAGCACACCAGCCUGCAGCGAAUGUUUGAUGAGUAUGCUGAUUUCAGCUUCGACCUUUUCUACCACACAUGUCACUAUCCUCAGUCCAACGCAUCAUCCAGCUAUGUCGUCAGCCUGAUGUCCAAACUCAAUAUGAUCAUCAACACUUUGAAAGACAAUGUCCCCCAAGAAUUCAUGGAACGCCAAAUCACCCCACAAGUCGUACCAGCUCCAGCCGGAUCCUUUGAGGAUCCCAUCCCCAUUUCGAGUUCUGAGAGUGAAGCCUUCUCGACAGAUACUGAAGAAGCUACCGACAGGCUUACGGAGUAUGAUACUAGCAUGGAUGAAGACGACGACGAGAGCACCGAUUCACUUCCGGGUCCUCACAACUAUCCUCCAUCGUUGAUUCCCACAUGCAGCAGCAGCAGUGACGGCGGAAGUGACCUGUUUGGAAAUCACAAGCAUGAUAUUAUCAGUCAACGCCAGGGCAGCCUUAAACGUGAGGUCUCAACCAACUUUCAAGACUUAGAGAAUCUGUAUCGCGAGGCUCAUCAGCGUGGCAAUGGCACAAUCAAUGACUUCGCCGAUGACAUCGACUUUUUGCGCAAGUAUCGCCGAGAUUAUCAGAGCCCAGAACACUUUCCUAAAAGCUUUGACGAUAGCCAUUAUGGAAUCCAUGAAGCAGAUGCUGGCUCUCUUAGCUUUGACGCUAAUAGAUCUAAUACCCUUGGGAGCCAUGUGUUUCGCCGCGAUAAUCCCCUUGCAUGGGGCCCUUACACGAGACUCCAUCCGUGGUACUACUACUACGCCAAUAAACGAUCUAUGAACCCACAAUCUCAGCAUGCUACUCUUACUUCGCCGAUGGAGGACGCUUCAUCUACUAUGACUGCGGGUCAGGAAAGUAGGACUGCUCAGCCUGUUGCGACUCAGAGGGGUCGGAAUUUGAAGCGGCUUCCUGCUUGUGAUGAUUCGGUGCAGACUCCUCAGGUUUCGAAGCGCCGACGUGUUGGAUAA
Penicillium angulare is the source of this 1032-nucleotide messenger RNA. RefSeq lists its product as uncharacterized. Lineage: Eukaryota; Fungi; Ascomycota; Eurotiomycetes; Eurotiales; Aspergillaceae. The coding region runs from base 1 to 1032 and encodes 343 amino acids. The record is from RefSeq and is a predicted model, not a curated record. The transcript has a single exon.